Molecule: messenger RNA, 2870 nt
Organism: Nymphalis io (European peacock)
Lineage: Eukaryota; Metazoa; Arthropoda; Insecta; Lepidoptera; Nymphalidae
Product: WD repeat-containing protein 3
Exons: 16
Coding region: 104-2845 (913 amino acids)
Biological process (GO): maturation of SSU-rRNA
Cellular component (GO): small-subunit processome; Pwp2p-containing subcomplex of 90S preribosome
Molecular function (GO): snoRNA binding; protein binding
Source: RefSeq, a predicted model, not a curated record
ACAAAACAAUGUGAUUGUGAUAAGCAAGCAAUACAUUUGUUGGUUAUCUUUAAAUAUAAAUAGUGCAAAAUAAUAUAUCAUUAUACGAAAAUAACCCUUUAAUAUGGGUCUUACCAAACAAUAUUUACGCUAUGCACCUAGUGGUACUUUUAAUGUAAUAUCUAGUGCCGAUUGUAACAGUGUUCAUGUAACUUUGAACGGAGUUAGUGGAAGAUAUAUUGCGGUUGGAGCGUGUGAACAUGUUAUUAUUUGGGAUAUGAGAUUGGGAGAAAAGGCUCAAGUAAUACCUGGAGAAAAUGUAGUGGUGUCCCAAAUAGCUGCCAGUCCAAACGGUAACCACAUGGCCGUGGGUUAUGUAGAUGGCAAUAUAAAUGUGUUUGAGCUGAUCAACAAUGAGAUUGUGUGUGUAUUUGCGGGACACAAGUCUGCAGUAACAUGUUUACAGUAUGACGAACAGGGCCAUAGGAUUGUAUCCGGCUCAAAAGAUACUGAAGUAAUACUUUGGGAUGUGGUAUCAGAGACUGGUGUAGCACGGUUUAGUGGACAUAAAGGUGUCAUCACUAGUGCUGUUUUUAUAAAUGGAAGAAACUGCAUAAUAAGUUCAUCAAAGGAUACAUUUAUAAAAUUUUGGGACAUUGAAACUAAGCAUUGUUUUAAAACUCUGGGAGGACAUCAGGUGGAGGUGUGGUCUGUGGCUCUUCUUAAGGAAGAAAGGUACUUGGUCACAGGCAGCAUGGAUCAGGAGCUGCGUGUAUGGAAACUUAAUUGGAGUGAUAAAAUCAAAGAAGAAGAUAAAUUAACAAAGCAACUUGAAAUUGUUAAAUUAGAAGACACAGACAAUACCGAGGAUACUUCUGUCUUACAGUGCCAUCAAGUUGGAACACUUAUUCGUGGCGGCAGAGGAAGAGUAGUAGGUCUGUCAACGGAUCCUGGGCAAAGUGUUUUAGCGUGUCAUGGGACAGAUUCCUUGUUAGAGUUGUUUGCCUUUUGUUCAGACGAGGAGGCCAAAGUCAGAAUGAAUAAAAGAGUCAAAAAACAGAGAAAAAAAUUAAGCAAGCAAAAAGAGAGUGGUGACAUAGAUCCAGAGACAAUAGACGUGUCAGAAAUCCUCACAUUAUCAGACGAAGUACGAAGACUGAGUUCUGUAAAACUCUCAGCCAAGAUUAAAUCCUCCUGUCUCUUAAUGGGGACCACGGGCGAGCUGCGUGUGGGGGUGACACUAGCUACUAACACCGUGGAAUUGCACAGCUUAAAUAUGGCUGAAGGGAAUGAAGUGAAAUGUUUGAAGCAAAUAACUCAACCGGGACACCAAAGGGAGCCAAGAUGCAUUGCGAUUAGCUCAGAUAAUCUCGCCUUGUUGUCCGCAUCCGUCGACUCCAUUAAACUUUGGAACAGGUCGAGCCAGACGUGCGUGCGCAGCGUGUGCACGGGCGGCGCGCGGCCGACGAGCGCGUGCUUCGCGCCCGGCGACCGGCACGCGCUGGUGGCGCUGGCGGACGGCGCCGUGCUGCUGCUGGACGCGGCCGCCGCGCGCGUGCUGGAGACCGUGCCGGCGCACGAGCGGGACUGCUGCGUCGUCGCGCUCACGCCGGACAUGCGCGGGUGUUACACUGGCGGCGGCGAUAAAACAGUCAAGUUGUGGCAGUUUGAACUUAUUCCAGAUACAACAACCGAUUCAAAAGCGAAGGUACUGUCGCUUCUCCAUACGAGGACAUUGGAAUUGGAGGAAGCGGUCACAGCAGUCAGCGUGAGUCCGAACAAUAAGUUCAUAGCGGUGGCCCUUCUCGACUCCACGGUCAAGAUAUUCUUCCUCGACACCUUCAAAUUCUACUUGUCCCUGUACGGACACAAGCUGCCGGUGCACUGCGUCGACUUCAGCUACGACUCGUGCUUAGUGGCGACGGGCUCCGCCGACCGCAACGUGAAGGUGUGGGGCGUGGACUUCGGCGACUGCCACAAGUCCAUAUUCGCCCACAACGACUCCGUCACGGCGCUGCGGUUCGUGCCGUCCACGCACUACUUCUUCACGGGCUCCAAGGACGGCAAGGUCAAGCAGUGGGACGCCGACACGUACGAGAACAUCAUCACGCUAAACGGCCACGCGGGCGCGUGCGCGGCCGUGUGCGUGGGCGCGGGCGGGCUGCACGCGGCGUCGUGCGGCGCGGACGGCGCGCUGCGGCUGUACGCGCGCACCGACGAGCCGCUCGUGCUGGGCGACCGCGACGACGACGAGGAGGGGCUGGCCACCGGCGAGCGCCACGCGCCGGUUCCCGGUUUGCCCGGCCUCGUUAUGCCGACCAAGAAAACCAUCGGUGCUGAAAAAGCUGCGGAUUCGCUGGUGGAGUGCCUUUCGCUAUGUGCGGAGCAUGCGGCGAGCGGGCCCGGAGCGCCGCCGCCCCCACUCAUGGCGGCCUACGGCUGCACCACGGCCGACGACUUCUUACUGGAGACCGUCAAAAGGAUACGUUCCAGCGAGCUGGAAGAGGCGCUGCUGCUGCUGCCGUUCAGUGCGGCGUGCGCGGUGGUGCGCGCGCUGCCGGCGCUGCUAGAGCGCGGCGACCAUACCGAGCUGCUGUGCCGCCUGGCUCUGUUCCUGCUGCGCGUGCACCGCGCGCCGCUGUUGGCGAACCGCGCGCUGCGCAAGCACCUCAUACAGAUACAAGCCAAGGCCACCUUGCGGCUCACAGAACUGCGGGACAUGGUGGGGUUCAACGUGCACGCGCUGCAGUGGGCGCGGCGCGAGCAGGAGGCGGCGCGCGGCGAGCAGCUGUUCCGCGACGCCGGCGCCCGCGCGCGCCGCCGCCCGCGCCGCGCCGCCAAGCGCGCCCUCGUGACCGUCGUCUAGCCCACUCGCUCCACAUAUAUGCAUA